AUGGCAGAAAAACAACCUUCAACCGUAAAGGAAGUGGUGAAGAUCCUAGCCGAGGUUUCUACUAAGCUGGAUGAUAUGAACACCAAACUAAGCCAUGAAAUUAAUACCAUGAACACAAAAUUAGGGACAGAACUGGAGAGCGAUGCUCUAAAAGUUGAAAACAAGCUGCUUGCUGACGGGCUUUGUACGGUAAAAAAGGAGCUUCUUGACCUCCAACAAUACAGUCGAACAAAUAAUUUGGAAAUCAAGGGACUCCCACAGAACCCAAACGAAGACCUUGAGACUCUCGUCGCUAAGCUCGCUGGUUGUGCAGGGGUUCAGGUGUGCCCCGCUGACAUUGAUGUUGUGCAUCGUGUACCUUCGAAAACCCAGGGGGUACAAAAUGUGAUUGUAAAGUUUGUGCGACGUAGUGUCAGAGAUGAAGUCUUGUCAAAGACAAAAAAAAAACAAAAACGAAGGCUUACGAGCGCUGACCUUGGUUUUGAGACCUCUGUGCCAGUUUAUAUAAACGAACAUUUAUGUCUCGAAAACAAAAUCUUGUUGAGCAAAGCGAUCCGGUGCAAAAAGGAAAAGGGAUGGAAGUUUGCCUGGGUGUCCCAGAGCAGAAUUUUCAUGCGAAAAAAUGAGACUAGCGACGUCAUUUUGAUAACCAGUGAAGACGACCUUUCCAAGAUUGCGUAGACGGAAAUUAGUUUUUGAUUUUGU
This is a messenger RNA of Ixodes scapularis (black-legged tick), 705 nucleotides long. RefSeq lists its product as uncharacterized. Bases 1 to 681 code for a protein of 226 amino acids. NCBI's taxonomy places the organism in Eukaryota, Metazoa, Arthropoda, Arachnida, Ixodida, Ixodidae. The record is from RefSeq and is a predicted model, not a curated record. The transcript has 2 exons.